This is a messenger RNA of Corythoichthys intestinalis (scribbled pipefish), 4427 nucleotides long. Its product is annotated as pannexin-1-like. The transcript has 6 exons. Gene Ontology annotation, biological process: positive regulation of interleukin-1 production; monoatomic cation transport; cell-cell signaling. Gene Ontology annotation, molecular function: wide pore channel activity. NCBI's taxonomy places the organism in Eukaryota, Metazoa, Chordata, Actinopteri, Syngnathiformes, Syngnathidae. Bases 148 to 1302 code for a protein of 384 amino acids. The record is from RefSeq and is a predicted model, not a curated record. Gene Ontology annotation, cellular component: plasma membrane.
AUCUCGCCGGUGAAUGGAGAUGAAUGAACAAUAGCUGCUUCGAGUGCUUUGCUUCAUUUUUUGAAUUUGUCCACUUUUCAAACUAAUAUUUUUUGGAAAUAUAGUGACUUUAAUUCAUUCAUUUAUAAAUCAUCGUGUAAGCGCGCCAUGGCGAUAGCUCACGUCGCAACAGAAUAUGUUUUUUCGGACUUUUUGUUAAAGGAUCCCACAGAAGCCAAGUACAAGGGAAUGCGAUUAGAGCUUGUCGCGGACAAAAUAGUGACGUUUCUGGCCGUGGGACUACCUUUGUUUCUCAUCUCACUCGCGUUUGCGCAGGAAGUGUCCGUGGGUACACAAAUCAGCUGUUUUGCCCCUACUAACUUCUCAUGGAGACAAGCAGCAUAUGUAGACUCCUUUUGCUGGGCAGCAGUACAACAACAAGCUGACAGUUCACCACUAUGGCUUCACAAGUUCUUCCCAUAUAUUCUGUUGUCACUGGCUAUCCUUGUGUACAUUCCUGCCCUUUUCUGGCGCUUCACUGCAGCCCCACAUCUUUCAUCGGACCUCAAAUUCAUAAUGGAGGAGCUUGACCGCUUUUAUAAUCGUGCCAUCAAACUUGCAAAAAAUCUGGCAUCUUUGGAUGCUCAAGAUAAGGAUGUUUCACCGGACGCACAAAGCAGUGCUCUGGAGCUGACUGAGAGUUGCUUCAAAUACCCUUUAGUUGAGCAGUAUCUAAAGACCAAGCGUUUCUCUCACCGCCUUGUCAUCAUGUACUUGGCAUGCCGGGGAUUGACUCUACUCGUCCUGCUCCUUGCCUGCCUUUACCUGGGAUACUACAUCCAACUGGCCUCCCUUACCGAUGAGUUUUCGUGUGACCUGCGCACAGGGGUGUUGACCAACGACAGCAGAGUACCCUCAGCCGUCCAGUGUAAACUCGUGGCAGUGGGGGUCUUCCGGUUGCUCAGCUAUAUCAACCUUGGGGUUUAUGUGCUGCUCAUUCCACUGGUGGUGUACGCCGCUGUCGGACCUGCGCGACAAAGUUCCAACUUCCUUCGGCCUUAUGAGAUGCUGCCAGGCUUUGGUGGUUUGGGCGUCAUUACACCCUUCUACAAUGACCUCAGCAUCUACCUGCUGUUUUUGCAGGAGAACCUAAGUGAACUGAAGUCCUUCAAAUGCCUGCAGGUGCUUGAGUUAUUGCAUGAAGCUAGUGAUGAAGGGUUUGAUGCCAUGUGCUUACUGCGAACUCUGGGCCAGGUCAAGACAGAUGUGUUGGAUUGUAAGAAAACAUGUCCACGAAGUAAAUCAAAAGAAGUUACAUCGUGAUUCCACUGAGCUCUUUCUACCUCCUUGACCAAGAACUGCUGCGACCAAACACUGACCUGCCUUCGACUGAUUGUUUGGAAUGUAAUGCAUUUAAAAUAGUACAUACAGGCUAUUUUCAUUUGUUAGAUGUCACUUGAAUUUAAUCUGCUACAUUCACAUAACAUUCUUUUUCAAUAACUGCUCCUAAUCCAUGAUGAAAAAGCAAGCACUAUUCGCAGUACGAUUAUAACAGUCUGUCUCCAGUGCACGAUUGCCUAGUGGUUAGCAUGACUGUCUCACAUUUAUGAGGUUCAUGGGUUUGAAUCUUAGCCCUAGCCUUCCUCUCAUGUUGAAAUGCAUAUCCUCAGUGUUGGGAAGGUUGAAGUAAAAAGAAAAGUUAAACCUUCUACACCAAAUAGUUCAGAGUUCAUUUCACAAAUUGAAAAUUUUAGACUAUGUUCAAUGUUGCAAAAAUGAACAGGUUCAUAGUUCCUUCUUACCUCCAAGAAUUGCUGUGAACUACAUUAGGUUGACAUUUUUUUUUUCAAUCAAAAUCUCUUUAUUUUUCGCAAUAGUAGUGCAUGGAUUUCCAGUAAAAAAAAAAAAGACAUGAGAUGAAAAAUGGGACUGAAAUCCAACACACACACAGAUAAAUGAAAAAAACAACAACAACAAAAACCAAAAGAAUUACAAACAAACAAAAAAAAACCCAUAAAAUUAAUCCCCCGUCACUGCCAGUGAACUUCAUGGCCAUUGAACAUUGAGUUUUAGUAAUGGUUUUAGAUCAUAAGAGUCAAUACCAUAAACAAAAGAGAUGCCAAAUUGUGGAAUGCCAAGGGCUUAAGAGGACUGACAUAUGUUUAAAAAAGGUCCCCAGGCACGUAGGAAUCUCCCAUUAGAAUAAUAGAGAGAAUAUCUGAUCUUUUCAAUUUUCAAACAUGUCGUUAAGGUCGUCAGCCACCUGAGGAAGACAGACCUACAAGAUGUGAACUCUGUGGACCACUUUGAAUUGUAUUAAAUUAUGACGAGCACACAGAGAUGAGGAAUUGACUUGUUUUUAGACGGAUAACCAUGUUUCCUCAGAGAAGGGGGUACCAAGGUCCCCCUCCCAUUCAGCCCUGAUUCUAUCCAUAGAUGCAGUCUUCAGGGCAAACAUCAUGCUGCAAAACACAGAGACGGGCCUCCUCUGUUUUGGAUUUGAGGAAAGAACUAUGUCAACAAUAGUCCUGUUAGAGCUUAGCGUGGUGGGCAAGUUAGAAAGUAUAAAAUGUCGAAUUUGUAGAUAACGGAAGAAAUUUGCCUGUGGAAGUGCAAAAUUGUUACGUAAUUUUUGAAAUGAUGCCAAAUUGUUAUCAAUAAAUAAAUCUUUGAUUGAUAAAUCUAUUCCCCUCAGACUCCACUCUUUAAAGGUGGGGCCAUUGAUUGAAGAUUUGAAAAAAUGAUUACGUAAUAUUGGGCUUGAUGGUGAGAAGUCAUGUAAAAUGAAAAACUUUCAGAACUGAGACCAGAUCCUGAGUGUUUAACCACUGGAUUCUUUAAAGAUCUGGUUGAGAGUGGAAGAGAGGAGCCAAUCAAUGCAGCCAGGGAUACAUCGUCCUCUGACCUUAACUCCAUUGCCACCCAGUCAGAAGGAUCUGAGCGAUUAUGGAAGUGAGACCAGAAUGUGAGACAUCGAAGGUUGGCCGCCCAAUAAUAAAAAUGGAAAUUAGGCAAAGCCAGACAAGGCUGACAUUUUUUAUGAAUAUAUUAUUUCCUGUGUCAUUGUAUAGAGUAACAUAACUUUUUUAAAAACUUUGGUGCGGUAUUGAAAUGUAAUCUUGAGUGUAAUAUUUAGACAACAAAAUGACAACGAGCAACAAACUAUCGUGUGAGUGUGCUGUGCAUGCUAACUCCUAACCUAGAGGCAAUGCAUGCACCAAUAAGUCCUGCGUUUAUGACAAGAGUAACAUUGCAUAUAAACUCAACAUCCCACAAUGCACUGAGUGUGAAGAAUGGACCAAUCAGAGGUUGGUUGGAACACCUAAAACUAGUAAAAUAAACAAAAAUACACAGAAACAGAGACCAUACUUCAGAUGGAAAUGAAUUUAUGAUAGAAUAACUAAAAAUACCUGAGCAUCCCCAUCCCUUACCUAGGUCAUAACUGCAUAGAAUUAUUAAAAUAGGAAAUGAGCACUUGUGACUGUAUAUUUUGAGAGGAUUCCUGACAUGUUGAUUGAGCAUCAUUUACAAAUAUGAUCUUUGAACACUCUGUGAUAUUCAUGUCAUGGUAAUAGAACUUUAAGGUGGUAAAGGAGGUAGGCUAUUUAAGGAACAUUUAACGUGAAAUGUGAAUUUUAUACUUAGUGAAAUAUUUUUGCCUUUUACAUUGGAAACGCUUUACAUGACUUUCGACUCAUUUUCCUGUGGUAGGUCUUAUAGGAACUAGUUCAUAAAGUUUUAUUUCCCGUUAAAAUCAUUCAGGUAUAACGAUGCAUAUCACCAUAUGAAUACUGGAUUAAUUAGGUCGAGUUUUUUUAUUUUAUUUUUUUAAAUAUAAAUUUAUGUUUUGACAUUGUAAUAACUCAACUGCCGUACAACACAGAAUCGGUCUUCAAGUGUCUGUUAUGUAUUCAGCAUUGUUUCUUCUAGAUGUGAACAAUGGUGAAGUUGAGAUAUAAUUUGUAGAAAUAAAUAGAAAGUUAAUAUUUUUCUCAAAUAGCACUUAUUACUUUUCUGAGGUGUAUAGUAAAAUGCCUUCAUAACACUUGUGUAUUCAGACAAUGCUUCUGUAACUAACUUUAUAGUAAAUUCUUGUGUAUUAAUAUUCUAGCUGAGAGCCUAUUUAAUUACUUGCCUUAAGUAAUGUUUGUGGCUUCAAUGAAUUCAUAACUCUCAACUAUAGGAGUGUAUUCAGUCAUAAGAGACAUAAAUGGAGCAUUAAUAGUCAACUGAUAUUUUAACCCCUGCACUUACUAUUUAAACUUGAUGGAAAGUUAAAAUUAUGUUUUUCGUAAAAUUCCACAAAAAAUGUACAUGUUAAAGUACCCAAUACAGUAAUGGGACUAUGGAAAUGACAUCAAUGUAAUUGUAUUGUACACUCAAUUAAAAUGUUUUUCACUAUAUUGCUGUUUUCUUGAUAAAGCCUCCCACACAUUUAUUUAAUUCCA